ACUUCUUUUCAUUUCACACCCAAUCAAUCAAUUACCCUUUUCUUUAAUAUUCAACCUUCCAAUGCGUGCUAAUCCCAAUUAAUAUACUUUAUUAAUUCAACCCGCAUUUCCAUUCGCCUAACUCACUUCCCUUUCACCUAAAAACCCGUUUCGUUUCUUGUUCCCUUUUAAAUGCCCUCUCACUUCGAUAACCUCUCCGCUUGAGAGAGAGAGAGAGAUGAGUCAGCUCGGUUUGUUAUUGCAGGAGACUCGGGCUGAGUCAAGAACGAUUCUCGGUUUGUUAAACGAACAAAUGGACGGUGUUGAUGGAGUUCCUCGGAGGAGACGUAGCUUCAAGGAACGGUUUGGAUUCAUCGGGAUAGGUUGCUGUGGAGCCACACGUGGAUUCCGUUCUUCUUCUUCUUCAUCAUCAUCUCAAUUACCUCAGCAACAAAUUUCUGAUACGGAUCCGGUUCAGGAUCCGAGCGUCUGCGUUGGCCCGAAUCCAACUGCUUCCAGUUCGAGUACAGGUUCGAGUUCGUCUAAUAUGAAUCUUGCGGCGGCGUUAGCGGCGGAGCGACAACUCCGAAGACCGCCGGUGGAAACAAACAUCGUCGGAGGGGGUAGGACUUCGGGGACACCGUGGAGAGUGUCGUUGAUGAGGCUUUUAGAGGAGACGGAAAAUGGUGACACGGUGGCUGAAAAAGCUGUGAGUGAGGUGAAAGUAGGUGGUGUGGCGGGGAAUGAUUCGGUGUGUUGCGUGUGCAUGGGAAGGAAUAAAGGCGCGGCGUUUAUUCCGUGUGGACACACUUUUUGCAGAGUCUGCUCUAGGGAGCUGUGGCUGAACAGAGGCUCCUGCCCACUUUGUAACCGUUCGAUUAUUGAGAUUCUUGAUAUUUUCUAGAAAGUUCUUCAAUGAGGUGAUGAGGAUCUUUGUCUUUUCAACGAUCUCAGUCUUUUUCACGUGUAAUAUGAAUUUCGUUUGCAAGAUUUUUUUACGGAUUGUAUAUACUGUCUAUGAUGAUUGAUUAUGAACAUCCAUUAGACAAAAAAAGUUGGCUCCACUAUUUAGUUUUGAAUUAUUUUACUUUUUAUUUGUGGAUUUAUUUGAAUACUAAAUUAACUUGUGUUUAAUCAUACACUAAUUUUAUAAUGGAGUGCAGCUAAUGAUGCUUUUUUUCUUUGUUGUUUUCUUCAACACUAAUCCCAUCACGAAGUUGACUUGAUCCAAUUGUUUUUCUAUUCCUAGAAAAUCAAAACAAUCAUUAGUAGAAGAAUAACUAAAUAUGUAAUUCAUAUCAUUGGUUAUUUUGUGAAUAGACAAAAAAUUAAAACUGAGUUGGGGAAUUAUUUAUUCCGAUAUGAAGAUUCUUUAAUUGUG
This is a messenger RNA of Vicia villosa (hairy vetch), 1360 nucleotides long. RefSeq lists its product as uncharacterized. Lineage: Eukaryota; Viridiplantae; Streptophyta; Magnoliopsida; Fabales; Fabaceae. The record is from RefSeq and is a predicted model, not a curated record. Bases 218 to 883 code for a protein of 221 amino acids. The transcript has a single exon.